Molecule: messenger RNA, 1368 nt
Organism: Talaromyces rugulosus
Lineage: Eukaryota; Fungi; Ascomycota; Eurotiomycetes; Eurotiales; Trichocomaceae
Exons: 5
Coding region: 1-1368 (455 amino acids)
Molecular function (GO): ubiquitin binding; phosphatidylinositol binding
Source: RefSeq, a predicted model, not a curated record
AUGAAGCGCAUGUUUAGCGGCCUGCAGAGGCGCGUCAGCAUGCGCGUUUGCUAUCUAGCAUUUCCCUCCUCGUCGCAAGACAACAGCAACAACCCCUCGCCAGCCAGCUCUGGAAACGAGUCGCCUGAAGAGACUGUUAUUCGCGAGAUUAAAGCCUUUUGCGAAGCCGACGGAGGACCCAACCGCGUGGCCAAUGACUACCUCCAUCUCCCCGCCAUCGUCGAGGCCGCCGAGUCCAGCGCCACCGCUGCCAAAGAAGCCGCCGCGCGAAUACGCAAAUACCUAUCAACCCCCUCCAAACCGCAGGGAUCGGCCCAGUACAAUGCCGUUAUGCUGAUCCGCAUCCUGGCCGAGAACCCCGGACACACGUUUACACGCAACAUUGAUGCCAAGUUUGUGUCGACUGUCAGGGACCUGCUGCGCGAGGGCCGCGAUAUGUCGGCUCAGCAUAUGCUGCGCGAGACGCUGGAUCAGUUCGAGGCGCAGAACUCAUGGGACGAGGAUCUGGCGGGGCUUCUUGCCAUGUGGAAGAAGGAAAAGGCACGCGCCGUAAAGCAUGGCGGUGGACAGGGACAGUCGCGAUCCUCGCCGGGGCACCGACAUCAACAACCGCCGUAUAACCGCCAUUCGACUCGCCCGAGACUGCUCCCACCGCCGGAUGAGCUGGCCGCUCGCGUGUCUGAAGCCCGGACGUCUGCGAAUCUGCUCAUCCAGCUGUGUCAGAGCACGCCAGCGGCCGAAGUCAAGGACAACGAGCUGAUGAAAGAAUUCUCGGAACGUUGCUCCGGAGCAGCGAGGUCUAUCCAGGAGUACAUGGCUGUGGAGAGCCCGCCGCCGGACGAAGACACCAUGCUCACGCUGAUUGAAACAAACGAACACCUCUCUGUGGCUGUAUCCAAGUACCAGCGGGCAGUGCUGAACGGAAGAAGAGCUGUCGGCGCCACGACGAAUAACAGCAACGGCGGCGCCAACAACAAUAACAACAAUGUCAAUCGCAAUGGCAACGACAAUGGAACUGCCACCAGAAAUGUCAGCACAACCGCCAACACAAAUGGCCAGAGUGCGCCUCCUCGACCUGUUGCACCUGCUGAACCACCGAGACAAGCCUCUUCGCCACCAUUUCUCGAAGAGAUUCCAUCUCUCGCACCUUUGAGCUCGGCCGAAGAACCCCAUCUCUCACACUCUGCUUUCCCAGGACCCUCUCCUGCGAAGUCCUCAACUCCUCCUCCUCCUGCUGCUGCUUCCCAAGCCGCGCAACGGCGGUUUGAAUACGACGCAGACGAGUUUCAGGUUGAGAACCCAUUUGCAGACAGUGCUGCGGAUAAUGACCACCAUACUAUACCUUCAGACCAUGCACGACACGUCUAG